Messenger RNA from Dictyostelium discoideum AX4, 4029 nucleotides. RefSeq lists its product as hypothetical. The transcript is spliced from 4 exons. NCBI's taxonomy places the organism in Eukaryota, Evosea, Eumycetozoa, Dictyosteliales, Dictyosteliaceae. Bases 1 to 4029 code for a protein of 1342 amino acids. The record is from RefSeq and is a predicted model, not a curated record.
AUGGAUAAUGAAAAAUUGUUUUGGUCAGUUUAUCAUAAUAUAUUUAUUAGAAGUUUAAUAUUUAGUUUCAUUUCAAAUGGAAGAUUAGAAUUUAGCGACGAAACAUUUUUAUUUGAUAAAUUAAAUACCAAAUUUUAUAUUGGUAAUAGAAGAAAAUUUAAAUACAUUAAAAAACUAUCAUGGUUAAUUAAAAGAAAACAAUACAAUUUAAUUAAAGAUAAAAUUAAAGAUUUAAAUAGUGGUUUAUUAAUAACAAAGAAAUCAAUUUAUUAUUUAAUUGAACAAUUCAAUAAUAAUAAUAAUUAUAAUAAUAAUAAUAUUAAAAAUAAUGAUGAUGAAAUUAAGGACCAAAUUGAAAUAUUUGAAUUAUUGUGUAAAUUUAGAAAGUUAGAAUUAAUGUCAGUCGAUGUUGAUUUAAUUGAAAUUUCAAGUUUAGUAAAUAAUUUAAAUUCUUUAAAGGUAUUUACAAAAUUUGAAAUUCCAACAACAACUGUUUCAAUGGAUCAUGCAAUCACAAAAUGUAAUUUAGAAUCGUUAGAAUAUUUAUUAUUAAAUAGAAAUGAAGGGUUUUCAAUUAAUUUAUUAAAUGAUAUUUUAAUGAAUUCUAGUAUACCUAAAUUAGAAAGACUUUUAAAUUUUUUAUUAAAUAAUAAUAAUUGUAAUUGUUGUAAAAUUAAUAUACCAAUAUCAGAUAUACUUAAACAACAAUCUAAAAUUCAAAAAGUUAAAGAGAAUGAAGAAAUUAUAGAUUGUCUUGAAAUUAGAAAUGAAGAAAUUCAAAAUAAAUUAAUGGAUUUUGAACAGGUUGAAAUAAUAACAUCAGUUAAUAAAAUUACUACAUUAUUUUCUCAAUAUGAUAUAAUCACUCUAACUCAACCAAUAAAUCGUUAUUUACAUUUACAUUUUUCAAAUAUUAAAAUCAUUGAAAUUAUUGAUAAAUAUUUCAUUUUAAAUUUUAAAAAUGCAAUUGCUGAUAAAAAAGCAACAAAUCAUUAUUUUCCUAAUCAUGAUUUUGUUACUUCUAUAGCUCCAGUUCAACCAAAAUUAGGAUUUGUAGAUGGUCAAAGAAUACCAAAAAUUGAUAAUAAUUUACACUAUACUACAUUCAAUAAAUUUAAUAGUUACUAUAAUGAUUAUUUUUCACCAAGACAUCAAUCACAUAUUCAAACUAAUAAUAGAUUAAAUAAAAACAAUAAUAGUAUUGAUGAUGGUGGUGAUCAUAAAAAUAAAAUUUACUCUUUGAAUGAAAAUUAUUUUAUAAGAAGAAAUUCAUUAGUUACAUUAUUUAAUUUAGGUGGUGUUAAAGAGGUUUUAGAAGCAAUAAAAGAAAAUCCAAAAUAUUAUGAACUAAAUUUUAACAUUUCUUUAAGAGAGAUGACUAAAAUUAUUAAAUAUUAUGAGAUUGAAAUUUCAAUUCAACUGUUACCAAAAUUUUUAGGCCAAUCUACACAAUAUCCUUUUAGAAAUACAAUUUUAAAUUUAUUAAAUUCAUCCAUAAAGAAUUCUAGAACUGAUCAAUUUGAAUUAUUAUUAGCAUUAGCAAAAGGUACAAAACUUGAUCUUUAUUCAUCAUAUUCUGUUACUUUUUCACCUGUCAAAAACAUUAUUCAUCAAUUAUUAAUUUCUGUUAAAAGAGGUGAUAUUAAAAUGUAUGAAUAUUUAUUAUCACUUGUAUCAAAUAAUAUUAAAAAUCUUAAUAAUGAUCAAGAAGAAAAUAAAAUUAAUAAUAUAAUUAUUAAUAAUAUUGGUCAAGAUGAUAAUAAAAAUAAUAAUAUGGAUCAACAACAACAACAACAACAACAACAACAACAACAACAACAACAACAACAACAACAACAACAACAACAACAACAACAACAAGAAUUAGUACAAAAAUUAAGAUUUAAAAUUAUUUCUCAAACUUUAAAAAAUGCAACUCAAGCGAAUAAUAUUGUUUUAUGUGAAUUAUUAUUGUCAAAUGAGUUAUAUAAUAUUUAUAUACCAAAAGAUUUCGAUUACUCAUUAAUGACUAUAAAUAAUAGUGAAAAGGACAUAACCUUAUUAGAAACACUUUUAACUUUAUCUUUAAAUGGUGUAUACAUUUCAUCAAAAACUUUAAUAAAUUUCAUUAAUGAUGAAAAUAUUAUUUCACAAAAUUUAAAUGAAUAUCAAAUUGAAUCAUUAAAUAAUUUUAAAAAAUAUAAAUUAAUAAAUUAUAAGGAAAAUAUUAAAAAUGAAAUAAUUGAAAAUAAUAAUAAUAAUAAUAAUCACAGUAAUAAUUAUAAAAUAAAUCUCAUGAUUUCUUUAAUAAUUGAAAGAAAUAAUACAUUUAUAGGUAAAAUCAAUAAAAUCAAUAAUAAUAAUAAUAAUAAUAAUAAUAAUAAUAAUAAUAAUAAUAAUAAUAAUAAUAAUAAUAAUAAUAAUAAUAAAAUAAUUGAUAAAAAUUAUUUAUUAUUUAAAAGAGUUUGGGGAAAUAUUAUAAUUAGAAAUGAAAUUUUAUUUCAUUUAAAAUUAUUUAAUAUUCAUAAAAAUACAGUUUUAGUAAAUAAUAAAAAUAAACUUUACAAUUAUAAAUACAAGAGUUAUUUAAAUUCAAUUAUAAUUAGAGAUGAUGGUAAAAAUGAUAUUGAUUAUGAUAAAAUUAAUUUUGAUUCAAAAACAGGUAAAAAAAUAAUAAAUGAUGAAGAAAAUGAAGAAAAUGAAGAUAGUAAUAAUAAUAAUAAUAAUAAUAAUAAUAAUAAUAAUAAUAAUAAUAAUAAUAAUUUUGAUUAUAUUGAUAAUGAAUAUUAUGAAUUUCCAAAUAAUUUAACAAAGAUUGAAAUUCAAUUAAAUACUAAUAAAUUGAAAUUACCACAAUCAAUUACUAGUAUUAAAUUUGGUGAUAUUUUUAAUCAAUCGUUAGAUGGUGGUUGGAUACCAAUAGGUUUGGAACAUAUUGAAUUUGGAGAAGAUUUUCAACAACCAAUUAGAGUUGGACAUUUACCACAAUCUUUGAAAUCAAUAAUCUUUGAUGAAGAUUAUAGAGGUGAGAUUGAAUUUGGUGCAAUAUCAUCAAACUCUAUUGAAAAUGGUGUAUUAAUAUCAAAUUCAAGAUCACCAUUAUCAUUAUCACAAUUUCAUCAUAAAUUUAUUUCAAUGCAAAAUAGAAGAACAAUUGAAGGAUAUAGAAUACCAAAUUAUGUAAAUUCAUUAGAGUUUGAUGAUUACUUUAAUCAAGAUUUUAGAGUUGGUGAUUUACCAAAUAACAUUUGUGUUUGUUUAAAGUUUGGAUAUGAAUUUAAUAGUAUCAUUGAGAGGAAUACAUUGCCAAUGUUUUUAAAGGAACUGAAAUUUGGUAGUGGGUUUAAUAAAGAGAUUGGUGUUGGUGUUUUACCAUUAACUUUGGAAUCACUUGAAUUUGGUUACUCAUUCAAUCAGAAACUAUCAUCACUUAAUUUACCAAAAUCUUUAAAAUACUUGACAUUAGGUUCAUCAUGGAGACAAACAGUGGAUUUUAGUCAAACAAAUUUAAUCUCAAUCAAAUUUUCAGAAAGUAUUUAUGCCUUAACAUUAAAAGAUGAUAUUGGUGGUGGUGGUAGCAAUUCAUUUCCACCAACACUAACAUCUUUGACAUUGGGUGUAUAUUCUCAUCAAACUAAUUCAAAUUUAUUUCCACAAUCUUUAAUUCAUUUAACAAUUGGUCGUACUUUAAAUAAUUCAACAUUUGAUUUAUAUGAUACAAACAUUACCACCCUAACACUUGGUAAUUAUUUCAGUAAUCCAGUUUUACCAAAGAAUUUGAAACAUUUAAUUAUAAAAUCAAUUCGAAAAUCUGAUUUAUCAAGCUCAACCCUACCUCAAACAUUAGAAUCAAUCCAUAUUUUAAAAACAACUCCAAAAUUAUCUUUUAAAAAUCUUCCUCAAUCUAUAAAAAAUAUUUAUUGUAAUGAUUUAAAUCUUUUAAAUUCUGCUCCUCUCAAAUUUUUUUUAAAAUAUUUCAAUUUGUUUGAUCAAAAAUAUGAAAUUUGUGUGGUUAAUAAUCCAUUCAUAUUCUUUGUUUUAUUAUAUUAA